This is a messenger RNA of Diprion similis, 1733 nucleotides long. It is a transcript of the gene tara, whose product is annotated as homeobox protein SIX3-like. The transcript is spliced from 3 exons. Gene Ontology annotation, cellular component: nucleus. Bases 237 to 1547 code for a protein of 436 amino acids. Gene Ontology annotation, molecular function: transcription regulator activity. NCBI's taxonomy places the organism in Eukaryota, Metazoa, Arthropoda, Insecta, Hymenoptera, Diprionidae. The record is from RefSeq and is a predicted model, not a curated record.
UAUACAUGGUCAACGAACAGUCCAAGAUGCUGUCAACAGUGCUAGCUAAAUAAUAAUGUGGUGCGACGUUAACCAGAGCCGCUCUCGAGGGGCCCGGAGGUGACCACCGGACGGAGAACCACUGUCAGUUAUUCCGAAACGGAUGGGCCCGACGACCUAGGGCCGCGACGUCGGACCCUCGUCAAGGGAAAGGACCCGGCCCGUUUCUACCUGGUCCCCGUACCCAGAGUUGUGCAAUGAUGGGUCUGCAGGCCGCAGCAGGAAAACGAAAGCUCGAGGGAAGCGUGGGUUGUACGGAUUUCGAUAUGGAUAUGGGCGAGAGCCCGUCAAAAUUGGGACGCGUCGAAGGUAGCUGGUGGGCGAUGGAGGACGGUGGCGGCGGCGGCGGCGGAGGAGGAGGACGAGGAGAAGGAGGAGGCGGCGGAGGCGGAGGCGGAGGAGGAGGAGGAGGAGGCGGUGGAGGAGGUGGAGGAGGAGGAGGGGGCGGCGGAGGCGGCGGCGGUGGUACCGGCGGUGGUGGUUACACGCCGCCCCUGAGCACCGCGGGUAACCAGACGACGACUACGACAACGUCUUCUGGGUCCUCGUACUACGAGAUGGAGAUAUCGUCGCCGUGCCUUCAGGGCAACCCCUGCCAACCGUCCGGAGCGUCCCCGAGUCCGGGUCAGCUGCACCACCACCACCCCCAACACUACUACCGAGGACCGGCGGUAGGCGGAGGUGGUAACGGUUACAACCAUAACCACAACCACCACAACCACCACCACCACCAUCAUCACCAUCAUCAAUUAUCCAGGCCCCAACCCCAGUGGGGAACGCCGCCUCACCAUUACGAACCUCCGACGAUAAGGCGCGAGGAAAACGGCAAAAGUUACCUCGAACUCGGGUCCAGCUACAGGGCGAACGAACGAUGCUGCGAGGGUUCGAGGACCAGCUGGUGCAGGCGGGGUAGGGCGUGCUACAGGCAGCGGAGACUCGCCGUACUUAACAUCUCCAUGUGCAAGCUGGCCAGGUACCGGCAAUUCCCCGAUCCCAGCCUCCACCGUUCCGUCCUCAUAUGCAACACCCUGAGGCACCUGGAGCGGGAGAUGGAAAGGGACCGCAGCCCGCCCCCCAUGGAGCCGGUUAUCCCGGCGCCGAUGGCGCAGCUACAGCCCCCCGAACAGGGGAGGCUGACGCCGUUCCCACUGCCCCCGACAUCGUCGUCGGCAUCGUCGUCGGGCGAGACGGACGCGGACUCGGGUAUCGGGGAGAGCGAAGGUGAUAGCAGGUCGAUAAACUGGGGCAGCGUUUUGUCAUUGUCCAGUCAGUCGCCCCUCGAUCCAUUGAACAACAACGAACUACUGGACGUCGACAUUGGUCCCGAUCUAGAGGACUUCAUGCCCGGAUGGAAACUCACCCCGCUAUCAGCCGACGAUAUACUCAGGAGUACGAACGGCGGUUUACACCAGGAUCAAAUGAUGAUCACGUCCGGUCCCCAACCACCCUGCGGCGGUACACCGACGACGACGACGCAGCACGAGUCGCUCAUGUGCGUCGGAUCAUAGCCACCGAUAUUGACGUCGUUGAGUCAUCUCAUCGAUUUUUAUCCCCUCAGUCCCCAAUUAAGUAAUAGCAAUUCAGUCCCAAAGUCUUUGAUACAUUCUUAAGGAGACUUUUUCUUUUCCUGUAUUAUAACUAUACAUACAUACAUACAUACAUACAUACAUACAUACAUACAUACAUACAUAUAA